AUGCAUGAUGCAUUAAUCCCCUCCUACCCAGAGAUUUGGCUUGAGGCACAACUCUCCCCAAAGAAACAAGCAAAUCAAGAGAUGGCCCCUUCUGCCGAGCUCGAGAAAUUCCUCAAGGAAAAUGGCCUGGAUCUCGAGAAGCGGAAGAAGGAUCGAGCGACGGCCAUACAUCGAGCUGUAUUGAAGAACAAUUCCGCCGUUGUCGGGGAGCUUCUCGAUUUAUACCCCGAGGACUGCCGCGAUGCACGAGAUAAAGACGGCCGCAAAAGAAAUCGCACUCCGAUCCAGAACGCGGCUCAGCUGGGACUGCACCAGAUCGUUGCGCAGUUGCUCGCCAAAGGCGCCCAAGUGGACUCACGGAGCUCAUUUAAAUGGACGGCAUUGAUCUUCGCCGCCUUCGACAAUAGGCGCGAAGUAGUGAGCACGCUGCUAAAGAACGGAGCUGAUGUGCAUGCGAAGACGGCGCCCGACGAGAGGGAAAAGGGCGGAGGGGAGAUCACGGCACUUCAUGUGGCCGCGCAGUUGUGGUCGGCGCAGACGACGCUGAAGCUUCUCCUUAGCGGAGCAGAUCCGAACGCUGCGUCUGCGAAUGGCGACACGCCUCUGCAUUUCGCCGUCCGGGCUCGGAGCAUCCCGUGUGCUGCUCUUCUCCUGUUCCACGGGGCGUCUGCAACGAUGAGGAACAAGGAAGGGAUCACAGCCAAGAGGCUGCUUGAGAACCUAUCAAUGACUGAGAGAAGAAGAUUCGACCAUGUGUUCUCCUGUGCCAAGGCGAAGGGUAACCACAACGUAUUCCUCCAGGAAUAUUCCAGGAAAGAAGAAGUUCCAACCCACAUAGGCCAGGCCAUCCACUGGGCGAUCGACAAGAACCUGGAAAUGGCCGUCGCAUAUCUGCUGCACGCCGACCCGUACGCGGUAGAAGCAGCGAGCCCUCGAGGAUGGCAUCCCCUUCACAGGGCGGCAAGACAUGGAAUGGAGAAGUGCGUCCAGGUGCUUCUGCAGCAUGGGGCAGAGGUGGAUUGCCUGAACAACGAGGGCUGGACGCCGCUGAUGUUCGCGGCGAGGUAUGACAAGACGCAAAUAGUCCAGUUACUGCUUGAUAAGGGGGCGAAUCGCGAUAUCACCAAUGACGCAGGGGAGGCUGCCCUACAGCUCGCUCGGAAACAUGGUCAUCGCCAAACGGCGUUGCGGCUCGCAGUUCGAUUCGUCCCGCCUUCGGAAGCCGGUCAGGAGAAGACAAACCCACCAAACCAGAAUAUUCCAAUGGAAUCUUUGAACUUGGAGGCUAGCGGAGAAACAAGGCAGGGGAGAACGGAGACAAAGGACGGAGGAAUGCUAAAACCGCCAAAGAGCCCGCGAAGGACACCGUCACCAAGUCCAAGCGAAGAAGUAAAGCAAGUCCAAGGCAAGCCUCAUCAUCUAUAG
This is a messenger RNA of Clonostachys byssicola, 1425 nucleotides long. Lineage: Eukaryota; Fungi; Ascomycota; Sordariomycetes; Hypocreales; Bionectriaceae. The record is from the annotation of a GenBank genome assembly.